Messenger RNA from Fusarium keratoplasticum, 2265 nucleotides. Its product is annotated as PWI domain-containing protein. Gene Ontology annotation, biological process: mRNA processing. Gene Ontology annotation, cellular component: spliceosomal complex. The transcript is spliced from 4 exons. The record is from RefSeq and is a predicted model, not a curated record. Bases 1 to 2265 code for a protein of 754 amino acids. NCBI's taxonomy places the organism in Eukaryota, Fungi, Ascomycota, Sordariomycetes, Hypocreales, Nectriaceae. Gene Ontology annotation, molecular function: mRNA binding.
AUGGCUUACAAUCCGUACGGAAAUAACCCCUAUGGCGCGCCUCCUGCCUAUGGAGGAUAUCCCGGAUCUCACAAUGCCCCCCCAGGCAUGGCCCCUCCACCUGGUCUAGGACCUCCUCCAGGCAUGUCUUCUGCUCCGGGAAUGGCACCUCCGGGUGUCCAGCAGUCUAGCGCCACGCAAGCUAAUCGUCCAAGCGGCCUCCCGCCCAACUUCCAAGCGCCGGCCAACAUGCCCAACAUUAACUUCAACGCCCCCGUGAUUCGACUCGGUACAUCGGCCGGCAAGCCUGGCACGCCGACAGCGGGCGGCAGAGGCGACAUGCCCGGUCCUGGUGCUGGUGGGCGACCCGGCUUGGGGAUGGAAAGGGGGGCUGACCAGGGCCGAGGAGCGAGGGAGGCGCCGCAGGUGCUUGUGCCCCCGACGAACGAGGAGAAGCUACGGACGAUCUUUAUACAUCAGAUUCCCGACGGUGUAGGCGGUGAUCAGGGUAUGGAGCGGUUGCUUGGGGCUGUUGGAAAGCUGCGCAAGUGGGAUUCUGCGGCUAGCGUGACGGAUGACCACAAGGGCGUCAAGUUUGGAUUCGCCUUGUUCGAGGACCCUUGGUCGCUUUCGACUGCGAUCAAGCUUCUGCACGAGAACGAGGUGGAGGUCCCUGUGAAGCGACAGCAGGCGACAGCAGAAGCUCUCAAGGAUGACUCUUACGAGGGCAUUGAGAAGGUUAAGCUUCAGGUGGCUGUCGACGAGAGCUCUCUCAAGUAUAUCGAAUCAUACGAGGAGAGUCAAGAUGGUUCUCUCGGAACAGAGAAGCUAGAGGCAGCUAAGGCGGCACUCAAAGAGGUCAUCCACGACAUGUUUUACCCCAACAGCAACACAUCGAGCGAAUCCCAGGACAUCACGAUGGGCAACACCGAGUCUGGCGACAACGUUGAAGUCGUAAAUAUCCCUCUCGCGCAGGACGAUGAGCUUGCGGACAUUCCGGCUGAGAUGCGAGAAGUCGUGGCUCAGGAGAUUGCGGCAUUCCGCGAGCGUAGUAAUCAGCGGGAUCUGGAGCGUCUGAGAAGAGAGGAGGAGAUGGAGGAGAUGGAGAGACGACGAAACGGACCUUCUCGGCCAUCUCGACUUGACUCGCCACCUGCGAGCGCCAACAACAUUCCCCUUGGUCCUCGUGGAAGCAUCCCGAAUGCACCUUCAGGGCCCAAGGGACAGAACGGACAGGGUCGCAUUGCUUUUGUCAAUGGUGGCAUCUCCAACACAGACCUGUCGAUCAACCAGGAAGACGAGGAUACAGACGCUAGUGACGCAGAGCUGAAUCGCCGUCAACAGUCCAAGAAGCAGGCCGAAGAGGAAAAGGCAUACCUCGAAGCCGAGCGGAAGUGGAGCAACCGAGAACGAUCGAGACAAGCAGCAAUAGAACGAGAGCGAGAGCGCGAACGCCAGGACGCUGAGUCUCUGGAACGGAGAAAGGAGGAGCAGCUUGAGAGGGAGAAGUCCUGGGACGAUGAGAAGGAGGCAAGCCGUAAGGCGCACUCUUACUACCGAGAUCACAGUGGAUGGGCCCGUAAGAGGUCAGGCGAUCGAGCAGAUGAGGAGGGACGAGAUGAAGCGGACAGGAGAGCAGAGCAUGAUGAGCAACGUCGUGAGAAGGUCGAGAUGGAGAGAGCACGUGGCAUGGCAGAUUCAUUCCUCGACAAGCAGGCCGAGGAGAUGGAGCAGCGACAAGCUCCCUCGGUGGCAGCACCUCAGCCGUUCAAGCUGUCCCUUGGUGCCGCAGCUCAGAAGGCUCAGGCAUCCAGGGCGGCUCCUCAACGGCGCACCAUCGCCGAGGUGGAGGGUCUUUUGGACGACGAGGAGGGUGACGAGUCGACUAAGCGACAGCUGAUCCCGAUCCAGUUCGAACCCACGUCCGCGACAGCUUCAAUGACGGAGGAGGAGAUCUCGCAGGCUGUUCGGGCUCUUGCGCAGGAGAUUCCCUCGGAUAAGGAAGGCCUGUGGAGCUGGGAGGUCAAGUGGGAUUACAUGGACGAGGGCAUCGUGCGGGAUAAGCUCCGGCCGUUUGUGGAGAAGAAGAUUGUCGAGUAUCUUGGCGUGCAGGAGGAGAUGCUCGUCGAGGCUGUGGAGGAGCAUCUCCGAGCUCACGGGACUGCGACGGCAUUGGUGGAGGAACUGGAGGGAGCACUCGACGAUGAGGCAGAGGAUCUUGUCAAGAAGCUCUGGCGCAUGGUCAUCUUCUUUACUGAGAGCGAGAAGCGAGGACUGCCAGGAUGA